Messenger RNA from Phodopus roborovskii (desert hamster), 2713 nucleotides. It is a transcript of the gene Pwwp3a, whose product is annotated as PWWP domain containing 3A, DNA repair factor. The record is from RefSeq and is a predicted model, not a curated record. The transcript has 14 exons. Gene Ontology annotation, molecular function: nucleosome binding. Gene Ontology annotation, biological process: chromatin organization; DNA repair. Lineage: Eukaryota; Metazoa; Chordata; Mammalia; Rodentia; Cricetidae. The coding region runs from base 370 to 2439 and encodes 689 amino acids. Gene Ontology annotation, cellular component: cytosol; nucleus.
UCCUAUCUUCUGCAGCCUGAACCCUGUGUUAACGGCCUAAUAUUCAUGUUCUGCAGCCUGAAUCCCUGAUUUUCUGCCUAAUCUCCCCCUCUUUGCAGCCUGGACCUGUGUCCUUGCUGAGAUCCCGAAUUUCCUGCUGGAAGCCCCCGUAUUAACCUAGUUCUGCAUUGUGAACCCAACAUUUCUUACUCGACCCACCUCUCUGUAACCUGAACCGCCAAUUUCUUGCUUGGUACUCUAUUUCUACAGCCUGAACCUGUGUUCUCAGCAGAGAACUCUGAGUUUACAUCGUGGAUCCCACUGGCAGCUCUGGCAUCAGGCCCUGUAGCACCGUGAGCAUAGCUUCUCUCUUUUGCCCAGCUCCGAGUCAUGACGGAUGCCAAGUAUGUCCUCUGCCGAUGGGAGAAACGAUUGUGGCCUGCAAAGGUUUUGGCCAUAACUGAGACUUCAGUGAAAAACAAGAGAAAAAAAGAAUUAUUUCUAGAUGUCCAAAUACUCUCGCUAACGGAAAAGAUUCAGGUGAAGAGCUCAGCCGUGGAGGUGCUGCAGAAGUCACACAUUGAGAACAUUGCUGCCUUCCUGGCCUCUCAGAAUGAGGUCCCGGCUACUCCCCUGGAGGAGCUGACCUAUCGACGCUCCCUGCGAGUAGCCCUGGAUCUCUUGAAUGAGAGGACUAGUUUGAGUCCUGAAAGCCAUCUGAUGGAAGACGAGACCACACUGUCCCAAAAAGAGAAACCACACGCAGAUAUGGCCUCAUGGCUCCCCAGUGCUCCCUCUCCAUCUUUCCGUGGUGAAGAUGGUGAAGAUGUGGCUGCUCAGCAUAUGUCCAAGAGGAGGUGGGAGUAUGUCUCACAAAGCCUGUCAGAGUUGUCUGCAUCUGAAGAGGACACCAGGUGCAACCGUAAGACAGGCCUCUCAAAGAAUGGAACCCCAAGAGCAGCAUUGCCUUCCCCCACUGGAGAGGGUUCUCAGGACAGUUCUGGGUCACGACUGGACCAUGGACAGGAGGACACAACCAAUAAGAGGCGGAAGAAUUUGGGAGAAAAACCUACCCGACGCCACAAAACAGAGUCUCGCCUUUCCAAGGGAGAGAGUGUUGCAGAGAAUGAGGGACAGGCAAGCAGCUGUGUGACCCCAGCUUUGCCUAGGCUGCUCUCCCAAACCUGGGAAGAGGACCCCUGUGCCGGGGGGAUAGGCUGUGGCCAGGUUACACCAUCAGGCAGCAGCAGGCUGCUCCCGGCCUCUGAGAGAGGCAGAGGACAACCCACAAAGAGGCCACGCUUGGAUGGAGGCCAGAACCCACCGGCCAGGCAGCUGGGGACUGGAACUGUGGGGGCGGUGUCCUCCCCUAGGAGCUGGUGUGGGGAGGCCACGAUGCUGCGGAGUGCUGGUGAUAGUGACAAAGCGGAGGAAGCAGAUCCUGUGUCCUCAGAAGAGUCCACAGGGUUCAAGUCUAUCCACUCCCUGCUAGAGGAGGAGGAAGAGGAGGAGGAGCCACCCCAGAUCCUUCUGUAUCACGAACCACGAUCAUUUGAAGUAGGAAUGCUGGUCUGGCUUAAAUACCAAAAAUACCCAUUCUGGCCAGCCGUGGUGAAGAGCGUUCGGAGGAGAGACAAGAAAGCCAGCGUUCUCUUCAUUGAGGGCAACAUGAACCCCAAGGGCAGAGGAAUCACCGUGUCUCUUCGAAGGCUCAAGCACUUUGACUGUAAGGAAAAGCACACACUGCUGGAAAGAGCCAAGGAGGACUUCGCCCAGGCCAUCGGCUGGUGUGUCUCACUUAUCACCGACUACCGUGUGCGGCUGGGCUGCGGCUCCUUCGCUGGAUCUUUCUUGGAAUAUUACGCUGCUGAUAUCAGCUACCCUGUGCGCAAGUCCAUCCAACAGGAUGUUCUGGGGACCAGGUUUCCUCAGCUGGGCAAAGGGGACCCAGAGGAGCCUGUGGGGGAUAGCCAGCCAGGACAGUGGCGGCCAUUUAGGAAGGUGCUGCCAGACCGCUCCAGGGCCGCACGGGACAGAGCCAACCAGAAGCUAGUGGAGUACAUUGUGAAGGCCAAGGGUGCAGAGAGCCACCUGCGGGCUAUCCUGCAUAGCCGCAAGCCCUCACGCUGGCUGAAGACAUUCCUGAGCUCUGGCCAGUACGUGACAUGUGUGGAGACGUACCUGGAGGAUGAGGCACAGCUGGAUGAAGUGGUGGAGUACCUGCAGGGCAUCUGCCGAGACAUGGAUGGUGAGGUGCCCGCACACGGCAGCGGAGACCGCAUUCGCUUCAUCCUGGACGUGCUGCUGCCCGAGGCAAUCAUCUGUGCCAUCUCUGCAGUGGAGUCAGUGGAUUACAAGACAGCCGAGCAGAAGUACAUCCGUGGCCCGACACUUAGCUACCGGGAAAAGGAAAUCUUUGACAAUGAACUCCUGGAGGAGAGGAACCGUCGCCGUCGCUGAUGCUGCCACCCAGCCAGUGAGGCUUCCAUCGCCUGCCAGAGGGCCCUGUGAGAAUGUACUAGAAGCAAGAGGCCCAGGAGUGUGUUUACUUUGAACUGUGGGCCCUGUGUCAUCAGUAUUAUGUCUGUGAGAUCAAAUGUCAUUGACACACCAGAAGCCUGCUGGCAGCUAUGGACAGCCAUUUUCUGGAAGUUUCUGUGCGUGUAUGCGCGUGUAUGUUUGAUUUUUUGUUUGUUUUUUAUUAUUAUUUCAUUUAUAAAUGAGUUUGAAUGUA